UUACAGGGAAAUCGCGUGCAGGCAGUGAUCUUUGGGAAAGACAUCGAUCUACGUAAUGAUACACUGUAUAUCUACCAAUCAUACUAUAUCGCAAAUGCUUUGAUAAGAACAAUGGAUCCAAGGCAUCAAAGAGGACCAUGUCAGUUUCAAUGGACAAUAAACUCCAAGACCAUUGUUGAAGAGAUCGAAGAAGAUGAGCCAGCACUUAGACCGCCAGAAUAUAACCUUGUUCCUUUGAAUGAACUUGGCGUACACAUAGACACAGAUGCUGAAAUAGAUAUUUUGGCACUUGCAAUUCAUAUGAACCCGCCAAAUGAAGUGAAUACGAACCAUGGAAAAUCGUUGAUCCAAGAGAUAUACUUGAUUGAUCCAAGUCUAAAACUCCUGCGUUUAACAAUGUGGAAUCGCUUUGUUCAUGACGAAUGCCGCGAAAUUUCUGACCUUAUUCUGGCAAAGCCGAUUAUUUUAAGAACACGGAUUAAAGUUUCUUCUUAUAAUGAUACUUUCUGUUAA
Molecule: messenger RNA, 513 nt
Organism: Carya illinoinensis
Lineage: Eukaryota; Viridiplantae; Streptophyta; Magnoliopsida; Fagales; Juglandaceae
Exons: 3
Coding region: 112-513 (133 amino acids)
Source: RefSeq, a predicted model, not a curated record